AAUUUGCAAAGACAGAGGAAGAGAGAGAGAGAGAGAGAGAGAGAGCGAGAAGAAAACAGCCAUGUUCUGAGGAAGGAGACAUGCAUCAUCAUCUUCAUCAUCUUCAUCAUCAACAUCAUCAUCAUCAUAAUCUCAAACUGAUUACUUAACUUCUCUUUCUCUCCAUCUUUUACCAAAUCUAGAACACUAAAGCUUUUUGAAGAACAAUGCAAGUGUUUCAUCAAAGGAAAGAUUCAUCUUGGGUACACUCAAUGCCAACAAAUUCACACAUUCAAGGAUCCGAAUCUUUCAGCUUGACGAAGGAUAUGAUGAUGUCUACACAAUUCCCUGGGGUGAAACAUUCAGGUUUGCAGCUGCAAGAUCAAGAUUCAUCCUCAACACAAUCUACCGGAGAAUCUGGGGGCGUUGAAGUUGCAAGCUCUGAAGAACGUAAACGCUAUGGAUGCAACAUUGUUAAUACCAAUCUCUCAGGCCAAGGGUACAUCGAAACCACGGGAAAUCAUAUUGAAAGUUAUACUAAAUCAACCAUCACCUCGUCAAUGAUUUCUCAAGAUUCUGUGUUUCCUCCUCUUCUUCAAUGUGUUGAAACAUCACAUUUCAAUGGUUUCUUGGCUCCUGAAUAUCCAUCAACACCAACGGGAAUGCCACAUUUAGAGAUGAUGGGUUUGGUUUCUUCAAGAGUGCCAUUGCCUCAUAACAUUCAAGAGAAUGAACCAAUAUUUGUCAAUGCGAAACAGUAUCACGCCAUCCUCCGUCGCAGGAAGCACCGUGCUAAACUCGAAGCUCAGAACAAACUCAUCAAAUGCCGUAAACCGUACCUACAUGAGUCUCGCCAUCUUCAUGCUUUAAAGAGAGCUAGAGGCUCCGGUGGACGUUUCCUCAAUACAAAGAAGCUUCAAGAAUCAUCAAACCCACUGUGUUCCUCUCAAAUGGCAAAUGGACAGAAUUUCUCUAAGAGCCCUCGCGAUGGUGGAAGCGGAAUCGGGUCUAGUUCGAUCACACCGAGCUCCAAUUCAAGCCGUAUCAUGUUCCAAAACCCGCAGUUCAGAUUCUCAGGUUAUCCAUCAACACACCAUGUCUCAGCUCUCAUGUCAGGGACUUGAGGAACCUGAGACGGAUCUUGCUCCGGGAUAACUCUGGUUAAUCUCCUGCGACAAGUGAUCAUAUAUGACGGGAAGUCAUCCUUGGCUACUUUUUGUUAUCGUUUCUUUACAAAAAUUCUUCCUUUAAAAACUUUGCUUUCAUAUCCCCUGCAAUCUCUCACUCUAUAGAGUGGCUUGAAGACCUUUUAAAUCA
Capsella rubella is the source of this 1296-nucleotide messenger RNA. Its product is annotated as nuclear transcription factor Y subunit A-5. Bases 207 to 1103 code for a protein of 298 amino acids. The record is from RefSeq and is a predicted model, not a curated record. Gene Ontology annotation, molecular function: DNA-binding transcription factor activity, RNA polymerase II-specific; RNA polymerase II cis-regulatory region sequence-specific DNA binding. Lineage: Eukaryota; Viridiplantae; Streptophyta; Magnoliopsida; Brassicales; Brassicaceae. The transcript is spliced from 5 exons. Gene Ontology annotation, biological process: regulation of transcription by RNA polymerase II. Gene Ontology annotation, cellular component: CCAAT-binding factor complex.